Hyla sarda is the source of this 4170-nucleotide messenger RNA. Its product is annotated as zinc finger protein 260-like. Gene Ontology annotation, molecular function: DNA-binding transcription activator activity, RNA polymerase II-specific; RNA polymerase II cis-regulatory region sequence-specific DNA binding. Gene Ontology annotation, cellular component: nucleus. The record is from RefSeq and is a predicted model, not a curated record. Gene Ontology annotation, biological process: regulation of transcription by RNA polymerase II. Lineage: Eukaryota; Metazoa; Chordata; Amphibia; Anura; Hylidae. Bases 270 to 2030 code for a protein of 586 amino acids. The transcript has 7 exons.
AUAUAAAGCUGGGUGGCGGGCGGUAUAUAAAGCUGGGUGGCAGGCGGUAUAUAAAGCUGGGUGGCGGGCACUAUAUAAAGCUGGGUGGCAGGCGGUAUAUAAAGCUGGGUGGCGGGAAGUAUAAAAAGCUGAGUGGCACAUAGUUAUUAUAUCUCUUUAUAUAUUACAGGAAGAACCAGUGUGAACUAUUACAUUGUGACAGGAGGAACAAGAGAGGAACAACACAAUCUGACCCAGUUGUCUCCUCUUCUCCUGAAUGACCCCCAAGGAUGGACAAGGACAGGAAUGAGAUGACUAAGAGAAUAUUACACUUCACCUUGGAGAUCCUCCACCUGCUGACCGGAGAGGAUUACACCAUAGUGAAGAAGACAUGGGGGGAGUGUGUGGCCCCCAGCAGCCAUCUCCAUGAGUCAGGAGGACGGAGCAGGACCCGGGGCCCCAUCAUGGAGCCUCCACCUCACUCACUGAUACAUGAGGAGAAGAUCCUAGAACUCACCCACAGGAUCACUGAGCUGCUGACUGGAGAGGUUCCUAUAAGGUGUCAGGAUGUGGCGGUCUAUUUCUCCAUGGAGGAGUGGGAGUAUGUAGAAGGACACAAGGAUCUGUACCAGGACAUAGUCAUGAUGGAGGAUCACCGGCCCCUCACAUCACAAGAUGGAGUCAUUGAUAGAAAUCCACCCGAGAGGUGUCCCCGUCCUCUGUAUUCCCAGGACUGUCCAGAGGGAAAUGUCCCAGAGAAGCAUCAGGGGGGAGAUCUGACUAAUAAUAAAGUGGAGGAUGAAGAAGAGAGGAUGAGGGACCAUCACCCGUGUAUGAGGGAAGUGAAGGAGAAAAUUCCAGGAGGUGUUACCCCAGAAAAUCCCAGUAAGAAUUCUGAGGGAAACUUCAUGUUAUCCCUGAAUGAUAAAGGAGAAGAUGAAGAUAUGAUGGAGCGCUCCUCAGGAGAAGACCUCCUUACCCCUAAUGUCCAUCCAGAUCUAUCCUAUAAUAAUCCACCUGAUCAUGAGGAACCUUCUCCUGACCAACCACACAUUGUUACCACAAGGACAGAUCAGAAAGGGGGGAAAAGGAUUCAAUGUGAUGAAUGUGGAAAAGAGUUUACUAAAAGAUCAGAUCUUGUUAUGCACAGAAAAAGUCACACAAGAAAGAAGCAGUAUGUGUGUUCAGAAUGUGGGAAAGGUUAUAAGCAUAAAUCAAAUCUUGUUAAACAUGACCAAAUUCACACAGGAAAGAAACCGUAUUCAUGUUCAGAAUGUGGGAAAUGUUUUAAGGAUAAAUCAGUUCUUCUGUUACACGACAAAAUUCACUCAGGAGAGAAUUCCUAUUUAUGUUCUGAAUGUGGAAAAUGUUUUAGAGGGAAGUCAUAUUUCAUUAUUCAUAAGAGAAUACAUACAGGAGAGAAACCAUAUUCAUGCUCAGAAUGUGGAAAAUGUUUAACAAGUAAAUCAAAUCUUGUGAAACAUGAACGAAUUCACACAGGAGAAAAGCCGUAUUCUUGUUCAAAAUGUGGGAAGCGCUUUAAGGAUAAAUCACUUCUUCUGUUUCACGAGAGAAUUCACACAGGAGAGAAGCCUUAUUCCUGUUCUGAAUGUGGGAAAUGUUUUAGAGGGAAAUCAUAUCUCAUUAUACAUAAGAGAAUUCACACCGGAGAGAAGCCGUAUUCAUGUUCAGAAUGUCGGAAAUGUUUUAAAGUUAAACCAGAGCUUGAUAAACAUGAGAGAAUCCACACAGGAGAGAAGCCAUAUUCAUGUUCAAAAUGUGGGAAAUGCUUUAGCCAAAAAUCAACUCUUGUCGUACAUGAGCGAAUUCACACAGGUGAGAAGCCGUAUUCAUGUUCAGAAUGUGGGAAAUCUUUCACAACUAAAUCUGAUCUUGUUAAACAUGUGAGGAUUCACACAGGAGAGAAGUUGUAUCCAUGUUCAGAAUGUGAAAAAUGUUUUAUAAGGAAAUCAGAUUGUGUUAAACAUGAAAGAAUUCACUCAAGAGACAGAUGCCGUAUUUAUCGGGAUAAACCACGCACCGGCCUAUAACACACACCCUCAUUUUUCCAAGGAAAUUUGGGUAAAAAAGUUUUUUUUUUUACCCAAAUAUCCUUCUUAAAAUGAAGGUGCGUGUAUACCCCGAUUUACUGUUUCUGCAGUUCAAUGAGCCAGAAACUGUUUAUCGGGGUAUAACACACAGAUAGACUUUAAGAUAAAAAUUUUAGCUUAAAAAAUGCCCGUUAUAUGCCGAUAAAUACAUAAAUCAUAAAAAAUAUAAUAAAAUGUAUAUAUGAGAAUACGGAGCCUUAAAGGGGUAUUCCAGGAAAAAACUUUUUUUUUUUAAUAUAUAUCAACUGGCUCCAGAAAGUUAACCCCUUAAGGACCGGGGGGUUUUCCGUUUUUGCACUUUUGUUUUUUGCUCCUUGCCUUUAAAAAAUCAUAACUCUUUCAAUUUUGCGCCACCAAUUCUACUUUGUAAUGACAUCAGUCAUUUUGCCCAAAAAUCUACGGUGAAACGGAAAAAAAGUUUUGUAACUUUUGGGGGUUUCCGUUUCUACGUAGUACAUUUUUUGGUAAAAAUGACACCUUAUCAUUAUUCUGUAGGUCCAUACGAUUAUAAUGACCCCCGACUUAUAUAGGUGAUUUUGUCUUCUGGAAAAAAAAUCAUAACUACAUGCAGGAAAAUGUAUACGUUUAAAAUUGUCAUCUUCUGACCCCUAUAACUUUUUUAUUUUUACACAUAUGGGGCGGUAUGAGGACUAAUUUUUUGGUGCCGUGAUCUGACGUUUUUAUCAGUACCAUUUUUGUAUUGAUUUUUUCAUGAUAUAAAAAGUGACCAAAAAUACACUAUUUUGGACUUUGGAAUUUUUUUGCGCGUACGCCAUUGACCGUGCGGUUUAAUUAACUAUAUAUUUUUAUAAUUCGGACAUUUCCGCACGCGGCGAUACCAUAUAUGUUUAUUUUUAUUUACACUUUUUUUUUUUAAUGGGAAAAGGGGGGUGAUUCAAACUUAAUAGGGAAGGGGUUAAAUGACCUUUAUUCACUUUUUUUUUUCCACUUUUUUUUUUUUUUGCAGUGUUAUCGCUCCUAUAGGGACCUAUAACACUGCACACACUGAUCUCUUAUACUGAUCAUUGUUAUCCCAUAGGAACCUAUAACACUGCACACACUGAUCUCUUAUACUGAUCAUUAUUAUCCCAUAGGAGACUAUAACACUGCACACACUGAUCUCUUAUACUGAUCAUUGUUAUCCCAUAGGAGACUAUAACACUGCACACACUGAUUUCUUAUACUGAUCAUUGUUAUCCCAUAGGGACCUAGAACACUGCACACACUGAUCUCUUAUACUGAUCAUUGUUAUCCCAUAGGGACCUAGAACACUGCACACACUGAUCUCUUAUACUGAUCAUUGUUAUCCCAUAGGGACCUAGAACACUGCACACACUGAUCUCUUAUACUGAUCAUUGUUAUCCCAUAGGGACCUAGAACACUGCACACACUGAUCUCUUAUACUGAUCAUUGUUAUCCCAUAGGGACCUAGAACACUGCACACACUGAUCUCUUAUACUGAUCAUUGUUAUCCAAUAGGGACCUAGAACACUGCACACACUGAUCUCUUAUACUGAUCACUGGUUUCUCAUAAGAAACCAGUGAUCAAUGAUUCUGCCGCAUGACUGCUCUUGUCUGGAUCUCAGGCACUGAGCAGUCAUUGGGCGAUCGGACAGCGAGGAGGCAGGAAGGGACCCUCCGGCUGUCCUGUAAGCUGUUCGGGAUGCCGCGAUUUCGCCGCGGCUAUCCCGAACAGCCCAUUGAGCUAACCGGCACUUUUUACUUUCACUUUUAGCCGCGUGGCUGAGCUUUGAGCGUGCGGCUAAAGGGUUAAUAGCGGGCGGCACUGCGAUCAGUGCCGCGCGCUAUUAGCGGCGGGUCCCGGCUUCACUAUGAUGCCGGGCCCGCUGUGAUAUGAUGCGGGGUCACCGUGGGACCCCGCGUUAUAUCACGGGAGCGGGACCAAGGACGUAUUCAUAUGUCCUUGGUCCUUAAGGGGUUAAACAGAUUUGUAAAUGACUUCUAUUAAAAAAUCUUAAUCCUUUCAGUACUUAUGAGCUUAUGAAGUUGAGGUUGUUCUUUUCUGUCUAAGUCCUCUCUGAUGACACGUGUCUCUGGAUUCGCCCAGUUUAGAAGCAAA